Parathielavia appendiculata is the source of this 1302-nucleotide messenger RNA. RefSeq lists its product as uncharacterized. The record is from RefSeq and is a predicted model, not a curated record. The transcript has a single exon. Lineage: Eukaryota; Fungi; Ascomycota; Sordariomycetes; Sordariales; Chaetomiaceae. The coding region runs from base 186 to 1025 and encodes 279 amino acids.
CCUCCAGAUUCCCUUCGGUUAUGCCUCCCCGUUCCUUUCUUUUUCCCUCCCAAGUUCACUCUUUCCUCCGUUUUGCGCCUACCUAGGUACUCUUUCUGACAAUAUCGAAGCUAUCAUCGGUGAGGCCCCAACCUUUCCUGAGCGAUUUCUACCGGACUUCAACCGCCGCUCGAAGCCACGCAAACAUGCGCCUCAUCUCCCGGACGGCUUCGUCCUUAGUGGUGUUACUGGUCUGCCUCGGGGUUAUCGCUGACGCUGCUGGCGUGCUGGAGAUCAACGUAGUGUUUCCGCGGAACGAGACAUAUGCGCCCAAUCCAUGGUUCCCCGUCGUCUUCGCUUUCCGCAACGCCCAUCUUGCGCAGUACCUCCGACCCCGCAUCGUCUGGUCGAUACAGAACGCGUCCGACGCGCUGGGAACCGUGCUUGGAGGCCGCGUCCAUGAAUUGUCCUGGGUCAACUGGACCAUCCAUGAGCCCUACUUUGUAUAUGGCUUCGUAGACUUGGAGGCCGCUGAGGGCCAGUGGGAGCUGUUUUGGUGGGGAGACUGGUUGAGUUGCGACUUGAGCGGCUCCGAGCCCGCUUUCAAGGUCAACAAGACCGAGCCGUCGCAGCGAUCCCUCGAGUUCACCAUCAAGGCUGGAGGGCAGGCGGUGGAUCUCGUCGCAGCCACGGCAAACGAUGACACAACAUGCGUACAACCGGGCGUCGCCCUCAACGUGACCGACGAGACGAGAUGGGUUGUCGACAAGCCGCUUGACCCUAACGAUUACGGCGAUGCGACUUGCGCCGUACUGGCCUCCUCGACCCCGACCCCGACCGCGAAUCCUUGCCAGGUCGAGAUCAACUCUGCCGCUGCCUCGAGCAUAUGGGCGUCCCUGACCGCCCGCCGUUGUGAAUACAGGGACGCCAAUGACAACCUGGCAGGUCUUGACUGCCUGAAGGACAAUGCUGCCGAGCGGCUGGCCGUCGCGGGUGUGGCAUGUUUGGCAGCGGCAUUCGGUGCACUCGGGUACCUUCUGUUGUGAACAUCGAACUAGACGUCUGGACCCCGCAACGGAAUCGGCCCCACAAUGGAAUCCUGGCACCACCACCAUUCCAUCCAUGACUAACUUCAACUCAACACAACUCAUCCACUUCCGGGCCAAAAUCAACAUGACCGCUAUCCGGAAAGAGCUUAUUCAAUUGGCUAUAGCCGAGGUUCAAGAAGGCCUUUGUUCACAGAAAGAUGCAGCGGAAAAGUACAGCAUCCCACAGUCUACCCUGAACCGACGGCUUCAUGGCGCCCACCCUCGACAACAAGCC